AUGCGCCCGGACACAGGUAAUGGCUCUGCACCUACAAACGCGCCAUCUGAGCGCUACAUCAUCAGAAGUCUUAGCGACUUCGAGGGCCUCCUGAUGUCCUGGCAGACACAAGUCGGUCUCCACCUACACCUCCAGCUUUCCUCGGAUGCACUCUCCAGAAAUGACCUUCAUGAGAUCGCUAAGCUGCUGAAGAGCAAGUCAUGCUAUAUCUUCCUGGACUUUUGCGGAACCGCUUUCACAGAGAAUGACAUUCUGGAUGUGGCGACUAUGCUGUCGUAUAGCUCGGCAGGAGCUGUGGUCUAUGGUCUGGACUUUUCACAGACUAGCGUGUCGACAUCCGCGUUGACUGGAAUUCUUCCGGUGCUUGACCUUUCCAACUUGUUACACUUGGACCUUUCUUACACACUAGUUAGUGACCGGUUCUUCAGUGAGGUCGUUACAAUCAUGGAGGAGGCCGAUGCUCCUUUUCCUCUGGUGUCGCUUUCUCUCCGCAAUUGCUACAGGCUUGGCGAAUCUGAUGCUCUUUGUGCGUUUAUCGCCAGGACCACACGGAUACAAACUCUUGAUCUCACUGGUGUUUCCCUGCAGCCACCUACUCUUGUCAACCUGACGGACCUUUUGUACGAGCAAGAGUACCUGAGUUAUUUAUCUUUGUCAAACUUAUGCAGGACAGCUACCAGCAAUCCCAGCGCUACCAGUAGCUGGGAGGGCGAUAUGCGGCAAAUUAUAUACAACAUCUUACAACUACCUCAAGUGCAGACUAUAGAUCUUUCCGGUACACCAAUUAAGGACAUAGGCCUUUAUUAUAUCAGCCAAGUUAUAGAUAAGCUCCUUGUAGCAAAACACCGCUUUUCAUUAGAAUUUAUCAACCUGGCCUGUACUGGUAUGACAGAUAAGUGUGUUUCCUUUCUAAAGCAAAUACUCCAAUCUAUGAAGGAAAGCUCUCUUAGAUCAAUUAAUCUGAUAGGGAACCGCUUAACAGUGGCAUCCCUAGAAGAUUUGCGAAGAGCAUCCACGCUUGCUGGCAUUCACCUUCUUUUUGAUCCGCCUCUAGCAUACUAUGGUAGAGGUAUAUCCUCCAGACUGCUUGAGCGAGACACUCAGUUUAUGGACAAAUACUCUAUCUUAUCGCUGCUACCACACACUUUCUCCGACAAACCGAAACUCACUAAGGAAGAAUCCGAUAGAAUUGGAUUUUCGUAUGCAUGCAAUGACAUUGUGGAAGGUGCCUUAAAGGCAUACUCUCAGAAUUAUGAAGAUAUUGUCCCCUAUGUUCUGGAUAGUGUCUCUUCAUCUGCACAUGAGCUGCCUAUUGCUAUCGCAGCUAGCCGCCAUUCUGUCACAACCCGGUAUGUCCCUAUGUCCUCAGCAAAGGAAAAAGAUUCAGUGCAAUUCACCAAUACAUUUCUUAAUGCAUCAGAAAUUGUCUAUUCCCAAGACCGCGACACGUCUAAUCCUUGUUUAGAUUCUAUCACAUAUACCUUCUCCUCCGAUGAUGAGGUCUCGGCUGACCUCCUGAUAAAAAAGACAUCCAGCAUAGCUUCCCAGUGUCACAAGAAUCCAGAUGUUCCGUCGCCGAAGGCUGAGCACGUGUUUCGUUCAGCCAAUGCAGAUACAGAACGACCCUUGGCGAUGUCUGCCUUGCUCUCUGCGUUCAUUCGCACAGAUAACUCGGCAAUCCCGGUUUCUCCGUUCUUCAAACAGGAGCCGAAGACACAGCCAGAAAUACCUUUGGCUACUGAAACAAAUCCAGAAACUAUGGCGGUCGAUGAUGGUGCAAACGUUGACGGGGUUCAAUUAGAAGCUAGUGACAUACAACCAGAAGUGGUAAGGUCCGUUCCUAUAACGGCUCCUUCGGAUCACUCCUUUGCCCUAGCUCCUCCCUUCUCGGCAGGAAUGUUUGUUAUUGAUGAGUCUGAAAUUGUGAGACAGAGGACAUCAGAGCAACAUACUCCGCCUGAGAUGGUAUCUCAUGGGCAUGAUUCAGUUUAUUCCAAGUGCGAAGCCUCAGAUCAUGUAGACCUAUCAUUAAUAAGAGGCAGCGUCAGUAAUUCAGAUGAUGGAGACAUGCAGCCAUCUGAGAUACAGCCCAAUAUUCAAGAGCUAGCACCUGGACAUCAAUGUUCAAUCACUUCUGAUAGCUGGGGAUCAACUCCACCUCAAAAGGUCACCACCCAGGAUUCCCCCUUUUCCUCUUUUGAGGAGGCAGCUCCAAACUCGGACGAGUGGUCAAGUCCGUAUCCAGCAGAACCAAACGUGGAACUAAAUGAAACAUUAGCAGAAGGUGACUUUGUAGAACAGGCCAAGCAUAGCGCAUCCGUACCCUGUAUACCUAUCAGUACGUUGUCCAUAUCUGAGUCUCGGAGAACAAAGCUCGCGUCGUACAUGGCGCAAACGUCUGCUGACCCACGCGAGUCUAAGUGCGGGUUUGUUAACAAGUUUAGAGUUUGGUAUGCUAGUGAGUAUGAGAAGCAAAAAUACAAUGUGCAAGAGCUUCUUCUUGCUCUUGACAAAGGCUUAUGCGCAGCCCACGAUUGUCGCCAGAUAUGCAAUACCGUUGGGCUCACUGCUACAGUCAAUAUGCAUGCCUCCGCUCUCACCGUCACGUGGUUUGACAAACUUAAACACAAAACAAAGACUGCGAUGCUCUUCAAAGACAUACAGACUGCCGAGCUGGUUGGGUCCGGAAAAUCAGGAGUUGUCCACCUUAAAACGUCUGAAACGGAGAUAGUAGUGUCAGUCAUGGACAAGGCGGAGCGCAGACUCUUCUUGGAGUUGCUGUUGCUCUUCAUGACAAGUCAGAGCUAG
Giardia duodenalis is the source of this 2808-nucleotide messenger RNA. RefSeq lists its product as uncharacterized. Bases 1 to 2808 code for a protein of 935 amino acids. The transcript has a single exon. The record is from RefSeq and is a predicted model, not a curated record. NCBI's taxonomy places the organism in Eukaryota, Fornicata, Diplomonadida, Hexamitidae.